AUGAAGUGGAUGCAGCUCAUCGCCAUUGCCGGUGCGGCUGUGGCAGAAGUCCCGAGCGAUUGUCCUGCCUACGACAAUUACGCGGCCCUGCGACACCCUCCGUACUCCUCCGGCAGAUGGAAGUAUCCAUAUCAGCGCCCCGAAGCGAGAUGUCGAUCCUAUGUCGUCCCAGAGGUGGAGCAGACCUUGAGGGAAGCAGAGACCAUGAUCAAAGACAGGGACUUGUACAGGUUGUUUCUGAAUACUUGGCCGAACACCGUGGAUACCACGAUUCUGUGGCAUGGCAAAGCGUUGGAUAAUGCCGACGAAGAGCUUGCCUUUGUAACAACUGGCGACAUCCACGCCAUGUGGCUUCGUGACAGCGCCAACCAGCUACAGUCUUACAAGCCAAUCCUCAACAUCACUUCUCGCAACGCCACCAACAACAUCGCCAGUCUGUACCGCGGUACCAUCAACCUUCAAUCACGAUAUAUUCGCAAAUUCCCCUACUGCAAUGCUUUCCAACCACCCCCCGACUCGAAACUUCCACUCGUCAACCAUAAGCGUGGCUUGCUCGCCAAGCGUGGUGACACGGUCAACCCACCAUACGACCCCGGUGUUGUGUGGGAGUGCAAGUAUGAACUCGAUUCUCUUUCAGCUUUCCUUCAACUAUCAUGGGACUAUUAUGAUGUCACCAGUGAUGCCGAGUUUUUUGGUAAAUACGGUUGGGCGGAUGCCGUCAAAACCAUUCUCAAGCUGGCGAAUGACAUGAUGACGGGUACUUACACCGAGGAUGGGCACGUCAACAAGUCGCCGUAUACAUGGCUCCGUGAUUCGAAUAGUGCCACAGAAACGGUGACAAACGGGGGCAACGGAAACCCAGUUGCCGGCAACAUUGGCCUUGUGCGCAGCUUCUUUCGACCGUCGGACGAUUCCACCAUCUAUCAGUACUUUAUACCGGCCAACAUGAUGUUUUCACGCUUUCUAACUGCGUGUGCCGAGAUCAUGCAUACGAUAGACAUAGACACCGCCUCGGAAAUGUCGACCUUGGCGCAGGGAAUAGAAAACGCCAUUGAGCAGUACGGUAUUGUGAAACACGCAAAAUUUGGCGACAUUUACGCUUACGAAGUCGAUGGUUUCGGCUCUCACAACCUCAUGGAUGAUGCCAACAUCCCCUCCUUGCUAAGCAUCCCUCACAUCGGCUUCAAACCCAGCACCAACCCGGUUUACCGGCGCACUCGCCAGUUCGUGCUCUCCCGCUCCAACCCAUACUUUGGCUUCGGACCAGUUCUCAACUCCACUGGCGGACCGCACUUGGGUCCCGGGAUGGCAUGGCCGAUGGGCGUCAUCAUGCAGACCAUGACCUCGAGUGAUGACGACGAAAUUGUGCGUGGUAUUAAACAGCUAAUGGGAGCAACAAGCGGACUUGGGCUCAUUCAUGAGUCUGUUAACGUGCACGAUGGUAAUAAGUGGACCCGAUCUUGGUUUGCAUGGGCAAAUGGUCUCUUUGGUCAGAUGAUUCUCGACCUCUUGGACAGAAAGCCACAUCUCCUUGCGAAGAGCUACCAGUAG
Molecule: messenger RNA, 1551 nt
Organism: Metarhizium album ARSEF 1941
Lineage: Eukaryota; Fungi; Ascomycota; Sordariomycetes; Hypocreales; Clavicipitaceae
Product: Six-hairpin glycosidase
Exons: 4
Coding region: 1-1551 (516 amino acids)
Biological process (GO): carbohydrate metabolic process
Source: RefSeq, a predicted model, not a curated record